AUGUAUAACGGAAUCGGUUUACCGACGGCCCGGGGCUCCGGGACGAACGGUUAUGUGCAGACAAACAAAAUUUUGGUGAGGUCGAAGAGCAACAAGGUGGUAAUCGAUGGCGGCGCGAGGGGUUUUGGGGCGGAUGAGGGAAGCGCCGGCAUGACGCGGAAGCCUAACAAGGAGAUUCUGGAGCACGAGCGUAAACGCCAGAUCCAGCUCAAGCUGCUCGUCCUCGAGGAGAAGCUCUCCGAGCAGGGAUACACCGAUGUGGAGAUCGCUGAGAAGUUAGAAGAGACUCGGAAAACCUUAGAGGCUGCCGCCGCGUUUCCUUUUGCUUCAUCAUCUGAAACACAAACCCACCAAAUUGCUGCCUUGAAGGAAAAACAGAUGGAGAAAUUGAAAGCAGCACUUGGGAUAGGAGCUGAAAAUGAGAAUCAAAAGAAACAGCCUCAUGCUACUCUCGAAUGA
Molecule: messenger RNA, 459 nt
Organism: Ipomoea nil (Japanese morning glory)
Lineage: Eukaryota; Viridiplantae; Streptophyta; Magnoliopsida; Solanales; Convolvulaceae
Product: pre-mRNA-splicing factor CWC21-like
Exons: 1
Coding region: 1-459 (152 amino acids)
Source: RefSeq, a predicted model, not a curated record